AUGUAUGGUCAUCUGGUCUGCCUGGACGUGUCAGGAAUGCAGCACCAACUGAUCAGAGGACAGGCCCCUACACAGAAGCCGUUUUCCACACUUGACCAGGCAGCCACACAGAAGCUGUUCUCUACCACAGACCAGACAGCCACACAGAAGCUGUUCUCUACCACAGACCAGACAGCCACACAGAAGCUGUUCUCUACCACAGACCAGACAGCCACACAGAAGCUGUUCUCUACCACAGACCAGACAGCCACACCGAAGCAGUUCUCUACCACAGACCAGGCAGCCACACAGAAGCUGUUCUCUACCACAGACCAGGCAGCCACACCGAAGCUGUUCUCUACCACAGACCAGACAGCCACACAGAAGCUGUUCUCUACCACAGACCAGGCAGCCACACAGAAGCUGUUCUCUACCACAGACCAGACAGCCACACAGAAGCUGUUCUCUACCACAGACCAGACAGCCACACCGAAGCUGUUCUCUACCACAGACCAGGCAUUCACACAGAAGCUGUUCUCUACCACAGACCAGACAGCCACACCGAAGCUGUUCCCUACCACAGACCAGACAGCCACACAGAAGCUGUUCUCUACCACAGACCAGACAGCCACACAGAAGCUGUUCUCUACCGCAGACCAGACAGCCACACAGAAGCUGUUCUCUACCACAGACCAGACAGCCACACAGAAUCUGUUCUCUACCACAGACCAGGCAUUCACACAGAAGCAGUCAUACACACAUAAACCAGGCAUUCACACCGAAGCUGUUCUCUACCACAGACCAGACAGCCACACAGAAGCUGUUCCCUACCACAGACCAGACAGCCACACAGAAGCUGUUCUCUACCACAGACCAGACAGCCACACAGAAUCUGUUCUCUACCACAGACCAGACAGCCACACAGAAUCUGUUCUCUACCACAGACCAGGCAUUCACACCGAAGCUGUUCUCUACCACAGACCAGACAGCCACACAGAAGCUGUUCCCUACCACAGACCAGACAGCCACACAGAAGCUGUUCUCUACCACAGACCAGACAGCCACACAGAAGCUGUUCUCUACAACAGACCAGACAGCCACACCGAAGCUGUUCUCUACCGCAGACCAGACAGCCACACAGAAGCUGUUCCCUACCACAGACCAGACAGCCACACAGAAGCUGUUCUCUACCACAGACCAGACAGCCACACAGAAGCUGUUCUCUAUCACAGACCAGACAGCCACACAGAAGCUGUUCUCUACCAUAGACCAGACAGCCACACCGAAGCUGUUCUCUACCACAGACCAGACAGCCACACCGAAGCUGUUCUCUACCACAGACCAGGCAGCCACACCGAAGCUGUUCUCUACAACAGACCAGACAGCCACACCGAAGCUGUUCUCUACCACAGACCAGGCAUUCACACAGAAGCAGUCAUACACAUAAACCAGGCAGCCACACAGAAGCAGUCCUCAAUACGUUACCAUGAAAACACAGCGAGACACUUCUCAACACCUGGUCAGGCAGUCUACUAA
Messenger RNA from Haliotis rubra (blacklip abalone), 1515 nucleotides. Its product is annotated as repetin-like. The record is from RefSeq and is a predicted model, not a curated record. Lineage: Eukaryota; Metazoa; Mollusca; Gastropoda; Lepetellida; Haliotidae. The transcript has a single exon. The coding region runs from base 1 to 1515 and encodes 504 amino acids.